CGCACCGAUUCCCCGAACGGGAGCACUGUUACGGACGGAGCGCUUCGCUGCGUGUGUCAGCGUGAAUGUGCGAGACUCCGCGGUGACUGACCGCUCACUUUGUGUCUGGGGGACUCCUAUCGGAAGUAUCCGCGUGUGGUCCACGCCACGGGAUUACGCGAGCACCAGCCAAACAUGUCAAGGCAUCAGAGGACCCCCUUAAGAAACGCUGACAACGUGAUCGAGGUCAAAAGCAAAUUCGAGGCAGAGUACAGGCGCUUUGCGCUGAAGCGGGCCAGCACCAGCGGCUUCCAGGAGUUCUACCGGCUGCUGCAGUCUGUGCACCGCAUCCCCGGUGUGGACGUGUUGCUGGGAUAUGCCGACGUCCACGGCGACCUGCUGCCCAUCAACAACGAUGACAACUUCCACAAAGCCCUGUCGUCUGCCAACCCGCUGCUGAGGAUCAUCAUUCAGAGGAGAGAUGUGGACGAGCCCCCGGUCUUCGGCACCAACUCCCUGCAGAGGAAGAAGAAGGGUCUGCCGGGGCUGAGGCCAGCCCCGCAGAAGGGCAAGCCGGCGCUGCUGAUCGGCCUGCCACAGGACUUCCGGCAGAUCUCCUCCAUCAUCGACGUGGACAUCCUGCCGGAGACGCACCGCCGGGUCCGCCUGCACAAGCACGGCUCUGACAAGCCGCUGGGCUUCUACAUCCGGGAUGGGGUGAGCGUGCGGGUCACCCCGCAGGGCGUGGAGAAGGUGCCAGGCGUGUUCAUCUCCCGGCUGGUGCGGGGCGGUCUGGCGGAGAGCACCGGCCUGCUGGGUGUCAACGACGAGAUCCUGGAGGUCAACGGCAUCGACGUGGCGGGCAAGUCGCUGGACCAGGUGACGGACAUGAUGGUGGCCAACAGCCACAACCUGAUCGUGACGGUGAAGCCAGCCAACCAGCGCAACAACGUGGUGCGCGUCAGCAAGGCGUCGGGGAACAGCUCGGGCUCGGGCUUCUCGCAGGACUCCACCCCCAGCCCCGCCUCCCAGUACGUCAGCCACUACAGCAGCAGCACGGCGGAGGGCGAGAGCGAUGACGAGGCUGACCUCAUCAUCGAGAGCGACAGCCUGCCGCCCUAUCUGCCCACCCACUUCGCCAAUGGCAACGGUGGCCACGGCUCCGGCGACGCGGCGCCCUCGUCGUCAGGGCUGCGGCCCCUCCCGCAGAGCUCCUCCCUCCACAGCGGCUCCCUCUCAGACAGCAAGGCCUCCCUCAGCUCGCUCACCCCCCCCACACACAAUGGCAGCCCCGCCAAGGCCAGCAGCAGCCAGGAGAGCAUGCGCGAGGACGGCAACGUCAUCACGCUGUGAGGCCCCGCCCCCUUCCUUCAGGAGCCCCGCCCCCGCCUCUGAAAGGGGAGGAGUCACAGACACCUGGAAGCAAACGAAAAAAAAACAAAACAAUCAACACAAUAGGAUUCCACUACCCAUGGAUAUCAGCUCUUUUUUAAAAAACUAAUACCUCAUUUCUGUAUCAGUGAAGGCAUAUCUGGGAGCAGAACGGUGAUGCCGAUGUUUGGUCUAAAAGUGCCCGAUGUUACUUCCAUGCAUCUAAAGCGGAUGGAACCGGAGGCUUGAAGCGCCGAGGUUUGGGCGGGGCGUGGCGACCGGCUGCGGGCGGGCCGAACAGAGGUGCCUUGCAUUUUUUCACUCCUCUCGCCUUAUUAGUGUUUCCUCUUUUCUUUCUGCGCACACCGCCGCAGACUCCGGCCCCCUUCCCCCAGCGGGCAGGACGGGGGCAGCCGCUCAGCGCUCAGGGGAGGAGUGGACUCGCGGGGCAUGGCCUCACCCCGCCAGAGAGCGGGGGAAUGUUCUGGAACAGCCGCCAGCAUCACACGGGACAGAGACGCUCGUCACUGAGGGUGGUGGCGACCACCACACUGCUCCACGUCUCUGACUCCUGCUGCUGCUGGCUCUGGAAGGGGAAGCCUUUAAACUUGUCUGUCAUUUUAUUUCGUUUAUUCUUUCUGUCGAGUGCGGUUUUUAAGUGUAUAAACAUGUAUGGCUCAGCAGCACGACACGAACCAACAGAAACACGUUGUCGUGGCAACCAUCUCACUGCACACAGUGUACCUGAUUUCCUGUCUCUACCAACAGCAGCCAAUGAAAUGGCUGCAAUGCUCACCUGUCUGUUUCCCUCUUGAGAGGGUUGGAAAUUCAUCUGUCCCGUCAAAACCGAGAUACCGUAACCCUGACCCCGACCCCCAACCCCUGACCCCUGACCCC
Megalops cyprinoides (Indo-Pacific tarpon) is the source of this 2247-nucleotide messenger RNA. RefSeq names its product par-6 family cell polarity regulator alpha (gene pard6a). Gene Ontology annotation, cellular component: cell cortex; nucleus; apical plasma membrane. NCBI's taxonomy places the organism in Eukaryota, Metazoa, Chordata, Actinopteri, Elopiformes, Megalopidae. Gene Ontology annotation, biological process: establishment or maintenance of cell polarity; regulation of cellular localization; centrosome cycle. The transcript is spliced from 3 exons. The record is from RefSeq and is a predicted model, not a curated record. Gene Ontology annotation, molecular function: protein kinase C binding. The coding region runs from base 175 to 1332 and encodes 385 amino acids.